Molecule: messenger RNA, 1878 nt
Organism: Cladophialophora yegresii CBS 114405
Lineage: Eukaryota; Fungi; Ascomycota; Eurotiomycetes; Chaetothyriales; Herpotrichiellaceae
Exons: 1
Coding region: 1-1878 (625 amino acids)
Biological process (GO): positive regulation of transcription from RNA polymerase II promoter by galactose; DNA-templated transcription
Cellular component (GO): nucleus
Molecular function (GO): zinc ion binding; DNA-binding transcription factor activity, RNA polymerase II-specific; RNA polymerase II cis-regulatory region sequence-specific DNA binding
Source: RefSeq, a predicted model, not a curated record
AUGGGUUUCGCCAAAAUCGUACUCGGUGAGGACGACGAAAGCGACUCUCCUGCCACCGGAACCAUUCCCGGUGACGCUGGCCGGUCGACCAUGGACACACAGUUCUUUCCCUGGAUCUCAACACCAUUGCCCUCGCUGAACAUCCUCCAAGCCGCGGUCGACGCCUACUUCGACAGGGUCAACUGGUACAUCAUGCUAUUCCAUCAGCCUUCAUUCACGCUCCGUGCACAAGGCAUUCUGCAACGAGCUGCAUGGAGACGUGAUGAACUGGUGGAUGUGCUGCUGGUGGCUACGGUCGCGAGCGUCGGCUUGCGAUGUGUCCAACAUGACAAGACGUGGCAAGGACACCAGUUGUUGGAGUCCUACUCGAUUACAGCAGAGUCACUCAGCUCGGACUUGAUGUCUCAAAUUGGCUCGCGCUUUUACGAAGUGAUGCUGGAAUCGCGAAUCGAAGCAUAUCAGAUCUGCAUGCUACUGACCACUUACCAUGUGUACUUUGGAUCGUCAAACUUUGCCUGGAAUGUUUCUGGCGUUUCGACGCGAACGGCAUAUGCGCUGGCGCUCCAUUGCGACAAAACCCGAAACAACAAUGAGAUUGCUCGCGAAGUCAGCAACCGGUGUUGGAAUCACUUGGUGGUGUCUGAUCAGUUCUCGUCAAUGAUAUUUGGACGUCCAGCAGCGCUUGAUCCCGCAUUCGCUCAAUUGAAGAAGCUCAAGGACUUGGACGAUACCAUGCUUCCCGAAAGCACGGCAAAUUUGCCCAUCUUCCAAGGGCGAGGUGCUCACAUUUCAUUUCUGACCUACCACACCCUGAAGUUCGAGCUGUAUCACAUCAUUCGCCAGACAUUACAGAGCUUCAGGGUCAUGCAAUUGCAGAGCCCGGUCUCUGUCCAGGAUCUGAGGGCUCUCAUUCAAGUCGUCAACACCACAGAAAUGAUGCUGCAGCAAUGGCACGACCAUCUGCCAGCAGUGUUCAAGCCGUCGCAGUGGCCUGCAGGUAAUCCCUGGAACGUUCUUGAGCUUGACCAAUGCACCCCAGAAGAACACAGUGUCCGGAGGAAAAUUGGACUGCAAGGCCUCAUUCUCCAGCUUCUAUACGAUGCCGCCAGAGUCUGGGCUCAUCGACCUCUGCUCAAGCUCCGCGUAGCUCUUUCACCCAAAGCGGAUAUCUCGAAGAUACCUCUCGACGAUGUUCCAGAUUCACUGGGGACUUCAGUACAGGCUGCGCUGCGGAUGUCCCGCGUCCCAGUGGACGAAUUCGGCGGCCACCUCGCUCAAUCCUUUGCCUUGAUGCAUCUUUUCACCGCCGGAAUAAUCCUCUGCAUCGCGCCGACCUGCCAGCCAUACAGUCAGAUGGCGUCCGACGCAAAGGCUGGGGUGUUGAGAAUCAUUGCAGCCUGCAGGGCGAUUGAGGACGAGAGUAAGAUCGCCAGACACACAGAUCAGAUGCUGACAAGGCUUUACAAGAAGACAAUGCAGCGAGAGAUGGACAAUGCCUUACGGAAUGUGGACAAAGGCGCGUCCAGGGAUCGAAGAAGCGUACCGGUCUCCGUGAAGCGAUCGCCAGACACCGCAGAGGAUCCUCAACCGCGGCGAGCACCGGCUCUCGUGUCCGAGCCGACUUCGCGUACCCAUGUGGAUAUGGUCAGCCCGACUGCUGCCACCGAAUACAGCGGGACUCUUGGAGGGUUUGACUCCCAUGCCCGCCUGACUGAUGAACCGCGGGAGGAACCCGUGGUCUCCUAUCUCCAAUUUGAAUCACUUCGUCACAACGACAGGAUGGACCCUCACGACAUGGAGCAUCUCGACGAAGCUUAUGGUGCGUUCGAACAGAUGUUCAACCUCGACUUUGCCGAAUUCUCCUUUAAUCCGGAGUGA